Molecule: messenger RNA, 652 nt
Organism: Sinocyclocheilus anshuiensis
Lineage: Eukaryota; Metazoa; Chordata; Actinopteri; Cypriniformes; Cyprinidae
Product: ribonuclease P protein subunit p20-like
Exons: 2
Coding region: 160-606 (148 amino acids)
Biological process (GO): tRNA 5'-leader removal
Cellular component (GO): nucleus; ribonuclease MRP complex; nucleolar ribonuclease P complex
Molecular function (GO): nucleic acid binding
Source: RefSeq, a predicted model, not a curated record
GCAUCUUAAGUAUCAGUUCCUGUGUAAGUGAGAGGUCUUCCGGUACUUGAGGAGAGAAGACGAACCUGCAAAUACGCGAAUUCAUUUAUUUACCAGCUAGUUAACAGUGCAGCUGAAAAACAAGCUCAUCUAAUUCAAGUGCUUUUCCAGUGAUUUGACAUGGCCGAGCCACGCAGCCCGGUAUCCGCAUCUGUACCCCACAAUUCGAUGGUGUUGCCCACCCCGGAGGGCUCGACCCUUGAGAUGGACCCGAUGGAGUACACCCUCCGCAAGCGUCUGCCCCGCAAACUGCCCAAACGACGGAACGACGUCUACGUCAAUAUGAAAACAGACUUCAAGGCCCAGCUGGCGAGGUGUCAGAAACUUCUGGACGCUCAUAGGGAAAUCUGCAUCCACGGUCUGGGACUGGCCAUCAACCGGGCCAUUAACAUCGCCCUGCAGCUUCAGACGUCCAGCCAGGGUGCGUUGCAGCUGGCGGCCAACACAUCCACCGUAGAGCUCAUAGAUGAUCUGGAGCCCGAGGACCCGGACGAGGCGGGAGAGCCGCUGACACGCACCCGAAAUAACUCCGCAAUCCACAUCAAGGUGUUUUAUCCCAAACCAUAGAGCCAGUAUCAGUAUUAACACAAUAAAUGGCAACUUCAAAGAAAAA